Messenger RNA from Frieseomelitta varia, 1275 nucleotides. Its product is annotated as general transcriptional corepressor CYC8-like. The transcript has 5 exons. Bases 323 to 1003 code for a protein of 226 amino acids. The record is from RefSeq and is a predicted model, not a curated record. NCBI's taxonomy places the organism in Eukaryota, Metazoa, Arthropoda, Insecta, Hymenoptera, Apidae.
ACCGGCUCGACUGAAAGCAACUUUCAUCGAUAAUGUUACGAUCAUAAGCGAAUCAAACAAAAAUAUUUUGCUGCCUUGGAAAACUAUAUCGAAUGAUUGUUAUUCGUGAAAUGUGACAUCUCGAUACCUCGGAGAAAGUGUGAUUGUAUGUAUAGAAAAUGUGUCGAUGUCAUGCUAGUCACGUAUCAACCAGGCUGCUUCCGUGAUAUAUAACUCCUCACAGAGUAUCUUUUAGUGUCAGAAUAGCUUGCUGAUUUUCGUUGGUGAUAAUACUAUCGUUUAUUCUACUGUGAAAUCUAAAGUUUUUAUACAAUUACAUAAAAUGUUGAAACACAUAAUUCUUUUUUAUGUUACACUUCUUUCGGUGUAUGCCGAACCACCCAUUCAAGGUGUAAAACCAACAAAUGUACUUGGCACUUCUGAUCAGCAUGCAUCUUUCAGCUUUGUUAGACCAGGUUUAACGCAAACAGCCUUCGCUUUUAGUGGCCCUAGUUCUCAUCAAUCAUUCAGUUCCAGUAUUGGAAAUCCUCAUUUAGCACAAAGAGUUCUCCCAAACGUUGCUAAUGCACUUGCUUAUAGAAAUCCUGGCUUAGGAGUAUUUCCUGUGGGUCCUGUCACACAUGGUUAUGCAACUGCACCAGUUGCGUCCACUUUUGUUUCUCCUGCACCUGCACCGCUAUCUUAUCAAGCUUCAGUUGAUCCAACUACUGCACUGGCUUAUCAACAGUUACAGCAAUAUCAACAACCUCAGUUAUAUAGUUAUCCUGCAGCUAGUACACAUCAAACACAAUUAGCGCAAUUACUUGCAUUACGACAAGCUCAAGCUCAAUCUCAAGAACACGUGCAAGCACAAACACAAGCACAACAAGUGCCUGAACAGAUUCAAUUACAGCAAGAGCAACAACAACAACAAAUUCAAAACUUACUAGGAAUUGCUUAUUCUGCAGCACCUUCGGUAGCCCGGGUAAAAGUUUCCGGAAAUGGUUAUAAAUUUAAUUUCUAAAACGUAUGAAAUCUCAUUCAGAUUAAUCAAGUUAUAUAAAUUUAAGUGAGUUGAAAAAUUCCUUCAAGUUUCUAUAAUUGUCCAUGUUAGCCACUUGAUUUCAAGUUGCUUAAAUUGAAGUUCACUUAUCUCAAAUUCAAAUUCACUUAUCUCAAUUAAUUUGAAUGAGAUUCAAUGCAUUAUACGAUAUGUCCCAUACUUUAUACCUCAUGUAUUUUAUUUAUUUAUUUAUAUCAAUAUGUACAAUGGAAACAUUUUUGUACGUUAUAAUA